CAACUUUUUCAUCUUAAUUCAUCGGGGAUUAGCUUGACUAAUGGUCUAGUCAAUGGAAAUGAGGCAUCAAAAGCUAUAAACGAUACUGCAAAAUGGGUAGAAAGAAGUUUCAAGAAUAAAACAGGAGAGGGAAUAGUGAAGAUCAAUAAACCAUGCCAGCAAAUACCAUCACAAGAUACAUUAGUGAACAAAGUACCUAAUAAAACUCCAAAUACUCAAGCAGAAGGGUCAAAAUCAGCUACAUUUAAAGAAAGAGUGCAAGUUUGUGGAGGCAGGCUAUGGGAUACACAAAGGGAAUACGAUUCAGAGGAGAACGAAGUACCACAAGGAGCACAAGCUGAUGAGGAACCUAAUGAGAAGGACAAAGAUGAAGAUGAGCAAAGUGAAAAUGGAGAGCACCAAGCCAAUGACAACAACACAACUGAAAUUACAGAAAUUAGAAACUAUGAAGGAAGAGACCAAGAGGUAAAUGAUCCUGGAGGAACAAAAGAUGAUCAAAUUCAGAUAUCACAAGAAGACCCACAAGGACACAACACAACAGACAAGGAGAAACAACAAAGACAUAAAACAAAAAUAUUGAAUAUUACUGUUACAAUGGAGAAAAAUCAGUUGCAACUGUUAAAAAGAGGAGAAGAGAAGGCCUUGGUCCCUAAAAGGAAUGCAUUUGGAGCUACAUCAGGAAGUAAGGAAGACAAUGAAGAAGGAGAAGAACCUAGUAAGUCAGGAUACGACAUGGAUCAAGAAUCAACUACACAACACCUUAUGAAAGCGGCAAGGCAAGGUGACUUAUCACCUACGCAAGUGACAAAGUCAAAAUCAGCUGCAAAAGGCAAGAAGAAGCAACAAAAAGAUAAUCAUGCAGUACCAAAAGCUGGGGUGCACACAAGGAGAACGCUAACGAAAUCCAACAAUCAGUAA
Molecule: messenger RNA, 918 nt
Organism: Nicotiana tabacum (common tobacco)
Lineage: Eukaryota; Viridiplantae; Streptophyta; Magnoliopsida; Solanales; Solanaceae
Source: RefSeq, a predicted model, not a curated record